AUGCAUAAACCUUCAGUUGACGGAUUUAACUUUGGAAAGCCCGCCCUCCCUCUUGCCACCUCGACUACUGUACCACAGGCCCCACCUGCCAUUAAUUUUGCUACUUUCGAAUUCAAGAAAAUUGGCCAGCCCCCCUCGUUGCUGCAACGCAUGAAGGAUCCAGGUCCUGGCACCAACAUUUCUAACGAAAGCAACGAAGAAUCUCGUUCUCCUUCACCCGAUUUAGAGGGCGAAUUACUUAUCUCAGACUCGACCGCCGACUCAAAGAACCAGGGACGUUCUUUAUUUGCACGAAUUGCUAUUCCCGAAUCCACAACUGGCGCAAUUGACAAAAUGACUGAUGAUAAGUCUACGUUGACGAGAGAGAAUUCUGACACUACGAUUCAACCCACUCAACCGAACGAUCAAAAUUCGUCUGGGUCGUCAGUUGUCAUUGAGCGUCAUACUGCAAAUGUUGCUCUCAACUCCGACCUCGCCAGAUCCAGUAAGACGCCUCUUUCGUCACACUCUGGUAUCAACACCAUCGCCUCCUUUUCUGGUGCAUCCUCAUCCAAACACCAUGGCCAUAUUCUCCAGCUGUUCAACAUCAGUCAGGGAUCUGAGUUUUCUGCAGCUUCCAUCCCCAGGAAUGGAUCAUCGAACGUGGAUGUGAAUGCAGACGCGUCAUCAACAGUGCAACCUAGUUCCAGAGAAUCUCGGGUUUCUCAGCCUCUAGAUGCAUCGCUGAUAGAUGACACUCCCUCUUCCUCUGCAAGUUCCGGUGUCCCCUUAUUCAGCGAUCUUGUUAACCAAAUGAACAUGACACUUUCCGAUUACCGCCCAAUAAAUCCCGACGUCUUACAGUUGCUAGAUUCCUGCAGAGCUCAAUUCACUGAACUAAGUUCUUCUAUGCAAACGGUUUCGGAAAUAGCACAAAGUUUAGCUAAUGCCACACAGAAUUGUGUGCGACUUCUCCAACCAUUUCACAAUCGAUUGAAUACUCUUUUCAGCGACGUCGAAGGCCUUGAUCGCCACAAAAGGCUAUUCGACAACGUAAAAGUAAUCUCCUCCCAGAUGGACCAGCGAAUCAAGAUCGACGCUCAGACGAGGUGCGAACAGGAGCGACAAAAGAUCCAGAGCGGGACAUCAAAUUCAGCAGGGACAUCAUGCAAUAGUUUCACUGGGCCUCCCAAACCAAAUUUGACAGAUCGCGAGCAGCUAAUCGCCGCUAAUGAGCAACUUGCUGCAAUGGCUGCACGAAAGCAAGCUAUGGAAGAAGAGCAACAAGCAAAUCGACGAGCCAAAGAAGCCGAGAUGGCUGCUGAACUUGCUCGCAUGGAUGCGGAGAAUGCUGCGAAUGCCGAACGUCACCGCGCAGCUUAUGAAACUGCAAAGCGCAAACAGGAAGAGCUUGCCCGAAUGGUGGCUCAAAAAAAGUUCCAUUCUCUGCAGGAGACUCAAACAGCCCCUAAAAACCAAACUGAAGAAAACGAGAAAAGGGAGGCUGAGAGGGCGAGCAAAAAAGCUCUGCUCGAAGAGAAGCUAGCAGCUGAGAGAGAGGAAAGGGAUAGAAGGGUUCGCAUGGAGCAAGAAGAGCGGAAACGAAAAGAGGAAGAGGAGGCAACAAUCGCACGACAACAUGCAGAGACACUCGAAGAAAAAAUCCACCAGGAUGCUUUGAAAGAGCAAGACAAACGACGGCAGCAAGUCUCUGCUCAAAAACAGCUUGCUUUGAAAGAAAACGCGAAAGUGGCUGUUGCACAGAAACGCAAUAAGGCUUCCCAAGACUUAGCAUCUCCAACAAAACACUCAAAUAACGUCGCAGCUUCCCCUUAUGUUUCUCAACUGUCAGUUCCGAGUAAUAAACCUAUUCCAGUGAACGUUAUCCCUCAAACCGCUGCAGCAAACUCUGUGCAAGUCUCUAAAGGCAAUGGAAUGCAAAACUUGCAAUACAGACAGGCUCCAACCACUAUGUCAAGUAAUAUUUCCUCGAAAGGACAACCUGAUGGACCAUCUCAACCUAAUUCCACCUUAAAUAAUCCUCCAAUUGGUACAGGAAUCUAUGUAUCGACAAUUCGGCCGUCGAGUGGUCUCCCUUCUCCUCCCUCCGAAAUGAUACAGCCGCACUCUGCGGCGAUGCAUACCCUCGCCAAGGAUGCGACUGCUGGCGGACAGGGUCAGGUAAAACUUGGGUCUUCUCAGAUUAAACCGCCACUUGUUCACGCAAACUUGCCUGUCAAGCCAUUGAGCUUGCCGUCAGCCAUCGAACAUGCUGAUGUGUCUGUGCACAAACAGGGUUAUUACCAUCCGGGUGGUCUCGUGUCACCCUGUCCGCAGAUCUCACCCAUGUUAGGUGAUGCGCAGAAAGCCAAUUUAGCAAGAUUAAGUGAACAUCAUGGCACAUGCAGUCGUCAACAAGAGGACGAUAAUCAAGAUGUAAAGAAAAUAAAGCCUUUGGCCAAGUCUGAAAGAGGUCAAGUUCCUCAACAGCCUGCUCCUACUUCCGCUGCCUUGCCACCGUCAAUCCAAACCGAUUCUCUGAGUUCGAUCGUGAAGACAGAAAUACCAGAUGACAUCGAAAUACCUCGUUUAUCUAUGCCAUCCUCUCCUUCUACACCUAAGCUCAAUGUCGAGGACAACCUUCCAACUUUUGAAACUACCUCUUCGGGCCCACACGCCUCCCAGCCAGUGUUGCCAUCGCGCUUCCCUCAACUUUCUUCCAAGAUAUCUUCCAACGUGUCGCGUCAAGAUCUCCCAACCGAAGCAUCAACCAAUGCUUCUUCUGAGGCUCAACUUGUACAGAAUCAAACAUUCAAAGCUUCUGCAAUCCCCCAGAUGGCCUCGUCUCAAACGAUACGUCGACCCAUUGGGAAUAAUGAUUUCUUUGACCAACCAAACCAUCGAACGAGAUCAGGAAUAUCUUCAGCCGAAGCUUUGCGUUCUACUCCUGCUGAAGCAAAUUCAUUGGCUGCAAGGCGUCGUGAUACAACGCGUGCACCACAAAAUAUUGAUCAUUAUUCACCCUCUCCUUCACCUCGUCCUAGGACCCCGCCAACGCGACCUCGACAGAUAAACCGCAGAGGUGACCAUUAUUCUCCUCCCAGAUCACCAGAAUUUUUCUCGGGCCCACCUCGUCGGCGUUCGGGUGGUGGAAAUCACUCAAGGGGUGUGUCUCCUGUUGGUCAUGGCGAGAACAUACGCAGUAACAACGGAAUUUCCAUGGCAUCGGAGCCUAACUCUCAAUAUGCAAGAAAAAGGCCGCGCGAUGACCAAGAUCACGGGGGCCCUCCGUUGCGACGCCAGCGUGCAGACAAUGACCGAACUACAGAGCGCUAUGAAAUAGGCGAGCAUUCUUUGGUUUUGCCUCAACAGCCUGAUCCACAAAGAGAAGAAUGGAGUCGCGUUGCUAAUUACACCCCUUCCCCAUCGCCAGAGCCAGCCCUGGAACCAGCCAACUUUAACCACGGUCGAUCAGGUUAUAGAGGAAGUCAAGGGCGUCCUAACGUUGCCCAGCGCCGACAUCCCAAUGAACAUAAUUCAGCACUAACGUCAAACCCCUCAAAUUAUAACAACCAUGAGUACAAUUCAAUCCCAUACCAAAGGCAAAACUACAGGGAGUCCAAUAGCGAUUUCCAGCCGCUUUUGUUGAGCCGGUUCACUGAUCAAGGAAGAACGACUACUCCGCCAUCUGAACCGGCUCAACAUUAUCCAGCUUCGCAGCACAGAGUUGCUCGUGGUCGUUCCACCAGACAUCCGAAUCCUCGCCCCAAUUAUCACCAUUCGUCUCUUGGGCAGCGCAUGAACACGAAUCACAAAAACUCACUGAUCUACCGAAUAGAACAAGCCCCACCAGCUCAAGAAUAA
This is a messenger RNA of Psilocybe cubensis, 3843 nucleotides long. RefSeq lists its product as uncharacterized. Lineage: Eukaryota; Fungi; Basidiomycota; Agaricomycetes; Agaricales; Agrocybaceae. Bases 1 to 3843 code for a protein of 1280 amino acids. The record is from RefSeq and is a predicted model, not a curated record. The transcript has a single exon.